Molecule: messenger RNA, 315 nt
Organism: Drosophila santomea
Lineage: Eukaryota; Metazoa; Arthropoda; Insecta; Diptera; Drosophilidae
Exons: 1
Coding region: 97-234 (45 amino acids)
Source: RefSeq, a predicted model, not a curated record
UCAACACUUUCCCUAGUCGUGAAAGCAACAUUCUGAAUUUCAAUUGUACAUUGAGGAAGUUUCUUUAAAAUUUCAAAAAAUUAAAAUCCUUUUAAAAUGGUAAAAACGAGACGACCGAAAAGAUCAAGGAGGGACGCCAUGUAUGGUGCACUUAAUAUCGAAGAAGAUCCCGAACUUCACGCCCUUAUACUGAAUAUUUUUCGAAUACUGGAUGCCAUGCCCGAAGCAGGUUGAUGGGAGUCCUUGUUAGGAAAAGCUUCGCACAGGAGUUACAUUAAUUGUCUGAAUCGAGUGAAUUAAAUUUUGUUGGUCAAA